AUGAGUAAUUAGAGUGAUGCAGAGAAAGAAAUGCUUAUUGAAUCUAUGUCAAAAUUAAUAGAACAUAUACAUCAAAAUAAAAUACAUUAAAAAGAAAUAUUUGAUUCUUUAACAACAAAUGAUUUAAAUAAAAUAUUAUCAAAUAUAGAAGAUAAAAAUAUCAAAUUAAGAAAAACUUCUUGUAGGUUUUUAUGUGAAAUUUUAUAUGAAAAUAAUUUAAUUUAGGAAAUUUUUUGUUAAUUAAUUGGGAUUUUAAAUUUAAAUGGGAAAAUAUGUCUAAAUAAAAUCAAUUCUUCCUUUUUUCAACAUUUAAAAUAUUUACCAGAGAUAUUUGAAAAUAUAAAAAAUAGUGAAUAUCCAAAAAACUAAAAUGGAUUAAAUCCACUCUGCUGGUAUGUAUAAGUAAGCAAUAAUGCCUAUAAUAAAGUUUAAUUUAUAUAUCCUUAUGAUAAAAAUAACUCAUUACCAUGUGAAUUUUUAGACCCUUAAGAAUGCAUUUUUGGAAUAUAAAUUGAAAGUUAAUAUAAGCCUUAAAAAGAAUUUUAAAGAGAAUACGUAAAAGAAUAUUAAAAAGAAUUAAAAUCUGUCUCUCCAAUAUAAACGCAUGGAAAAA
This is a messenger RNA of Ichthyophthirius multifiliis, 613 nucleotides long. RefSeq lists its product as hypothetical. The transcript has 5 exons. The record is from RefSeq and is a predicted model, not a curated record. NCBI's taxonomy places the organism in Eukaryota, Ciliophora, Oligohymenophorea, Hymenostomatida. The annotation marks the transcript as partial.